GCCUCAGUGCGGCGCAGCAAACUUCUCUGUGGUCGAAAAUGGACGCUCAAAUCUCAAGGACCGCUCAAGUCGCGGUCUCACGACUACAAGUUCGCCCAACACAUUGUCCUGCACCCUCAUCAAAAUGUCAUUCAAUGAUCUCGCUCCAGAACUGCUCUCGAUUAUUGUAACGUGUCUUCGCGAGUCUGGAGGGCAAUUGUCCAAAUAUGCGACAAUUUCUAGCGCCUUCCGCGGAGCUAUCGAGUCUGCCCUGUUCGCAAAAUUGACACUCCGGUCAAAUGAAUUUGACGAUUUCAAGCGGAUUGUGAAGCCUGACUCACCUGGUCGACGAGAGCUUCUCAGUGUCCUCAUGAUAACAGUCUUGCUUCCUCCUUAUGAGGAUGCCGAAUGCGCGUUCUACGAGCGCGAGCCCGACCGAACAUCGAACAACGAGUCGAUAACCAAAACAUUCUUCACACUCUUCGAGAUGUUGUCGCAAUGUCCUAAAUGCACAUCUGCCCGUCCUAUCGAAUUGCACAUAUGGCAAUUUCACUCUCCAACGGAUUAUCCGCAUAGGGCGACAUCGACCCAGGACAAAUGGGACGCGGAUAUGAGCAAGCGCCACGACCUUUUUCGUCAUCGAUACGAGCACUCGUAUCUCUGCUUUGUGGAAGAUGACUUCGUUAAGCUACCAAUUGUGCCCCGAGUUACGGAGUUAUUUUUCCGCGGAGGCGUAGAUCGACACGUAGCUCCUGCUGCAGCUGCUAUGCUUGCACAAAAACUUCCAAACCUCAACAAAAUCGGUUGGGGACUAUACGACAAUGAUAGCAGACGUCCAGAGCUCCGCUCCACUUUACGCCAAGAGUUUUCUCGAUGCCUGACUGCUUUGCGAACGCCAAAUUUGAGACACUUCAGGCUCGUGUACCUAAACAUAUCACCAAGCAACGAAGGAUUUCGCAAUGCUAAUCUCAUGGGAGCUGACGGCUGUGAUCCUCUGAGUACUCACCUUCGUUUGUAUUUACAGACUUGCGAUCUUGUCACGAUCCAGCUCACAGGGCCAAUUUGUCUUGGGCCCGAGUUCUUUUGGUCGGCUACACUGCAAACGGAGCUGGGAACGGGAUGGCCAGCUUUGAAAACCUUUGAUAUUGACCUGUCCCUUGUACGUCCUGAUGGUGGCUGGUAACUCCAACGUGACCCUCAUGCCAUCAUAGACCCUGAUGAUGAGGAUGAGGAUUUCGACCCACAUCAGGCUGAUGACGAUGAUACUUUAUCCGAUAGCUCCGGCCCCUCCUCCUCAUUUGACGGGUCUGAAGACUCUUUCUUUGAAGAAGGCGAACGCAAACCGGAGCAAUACGAUUAUG
Messenger RNA from Dissoconium aciculare CBS 342.82, 1340 nucleotides. RefSeq lists its product as uncharacterized. The transcript has a single exon. Bases 125 to 1162 code for a protein of 345 amino acids. The record is from RefSeq and is a predicted model, not a curated record. Lineage: Eukaryota; Fungi; Ascomycota; Dothideomycetes; Mycosphaerellales; Dissoconiaceae.